GCUCUAGUGCGGUUAGUACAGUUCGCUUUGUCCUUGAGGGAGCGAUUCCGACCCCAUUUGGGGUUCGGUUCGUUUGGGCUCUGUGCAGUGGGAAUCGCUUUCCGCGUUGCAAUUUGAUAAAGAUCGAUGCAUGCGAGCGAGCGAGCAUAGGAGCUUCGCGGAAGUUUUUUCUUUUCACUUGCGGCACACAUGGCGUAUGCGCAAUGUGGCCGAGCGCUUAUCACGGGUCGUCAGCGUUCAAGUUGAAUGUUAUAUGCUGAAUGUUGAAUGCUUGCUGUUCCGACCAAUUGCCAGCGUCUCUCUCGGCGCUGUUUUAUUUCAUUUUUAUGAUUAUGUCUUGGUCUGUGUACGUUAUUUAUUUUUAAUUUCGCUCGCGUCGAGUGUGUGUCCUUCAAAUGCAAUUGUGCGAUGAUUAGAAACGCAGAGCGCCAAGCGAUUUUUACUUUUUGUUUCUAAUGCCUACGUGAGCGUGUGAGUGCAGCUGUUUAUUUUCAUUUUCACAGCGAUAGCGAAAAGCUUUUUGGCGCGCUAUCUGCUGCAGUUACGCUCACGAUUGCAGUUGUUGAUUUAAGUAGAAUAUUGUUGACUUUUCAGCGGUAUGCAUGACAAGACUUUCGACUUCCUAGUGCUGCUCCUCCACCGCCUCCUCGAACGCAUCUGUAAUUGCGCAAAGGGUUGGGCCGCCCCUCCCUCUCGAAAAUCGAAAGUAUCUCGCACAACCCACGAGAUUUUAUCUUCCUCAUUUCGUCUGCAUAUUUUUGGCUGACGGCGCCAGCUGGCAAGCCCACUCAAAAAGAACAAAAAAAAAAAAAAAAAAAAAGAAAAAGGAAAAAAUAAAUAACUGAAAUACACAAGGGAUGGGAAAAUCACGAGCAGCCAGAAAUCACUUUCUGCAGAUCGUUUUCGCACAUUUCCGCACUCGCAGAAUAGAAUCAAAAUGCAAUUCGCAAGUGCAAGUGCAAGUGCAAGUGCAUCGGACACACAUACAUACAUCCACAUACAGACAUACAGACAGAUUCACGUAGAGUGUUGCAAUUUUGCAUCCGUGUCGCUUUUGAUCGCCGGGGCUCGGAAAAUUCACAUUCGCAAUUCGCAUUCUACGUGCGUGCAGUUCGACGAGCGGACGGGAUCAGAGCCACUUGGUAGCGCCUUUUCGGCCACUUGAGAACUUAACGGGGGAGUUGAAACCCAAUAUGGUGUACAAAUAGCCGUAUUUAUUGUUCAUAUAUCUGUACAGAUUGGGUGAGUCCACAACAACCCCACUUCACCAUUGGCCAUCAAAGUGAACUUCCUGGUUAUGCGAUUGCACUCAACUUGAUUGGGGGGCGCGAUAACAUUUCGAAUUAAUGGUGGGGCUUAGUACGGCGAUAAGGAGGAGAGUUCCUGGAAUUUCCUGCUAAUUUCGAGCAAAUAGGUUCUCGUUCCUUAUUUCCGGAUUUCUAGGAAUUGUGCAGGACUUUUUAUUAGGAAGGAAUUAAAUGGCCAGCCUUGCACAAUAAAUUCAUGAUUGCGCAGCUGAAAAUGUCCGAGGAGGGAAAAAGCGAAGGAAGACCAACAUUUAAAAUAAUCGACAUGCAACCACCAAUGAACCACCGCUGCAACCACUAGUCCACUAGCACCACCGAGCGAGAAGCUUUCGCCCGAAAGCGCUUCCCAACCCUCUCUCUCUCUCUCUCUCUGUCUCUCUCUCUUUGGCGGAGAACUUUCCGAGCGAGAAUCUCUUGCGGGAUGCGUUCGUGUAUGCAGUGCAGCUCGUAUUGGUGCAAUGCCGGUUGAUGUCCCUGUAUUGGUUCCACUGUUGGUGUGUGCGUGUGUGUAUGGGGCUUGCAAUUUGGAGCUUUUUUGGGGUCUAUGCCGGUUGGAUGUGGGUCAGUAGUAGGAACUCUCGGUUGGCGGCGUCAACGUUUCCCUAGCUCUUCUUCACAAAAAUACAAAAAAAAAAAAAGAAAAACAAAACUGCAACAAAAAAAAGAUACAAGAAAAACAAUUAAUAAAUACAAAUAUUUGCUUUAAUCUCUGCUCGCAUUUUCGUUGUCGUCGGCCGCAGAUGCACUUGCAUUUCACUUCCGCCUGGCGAAUUUGGAUGAAAAAUUAAAUACCGCAGUGCAGUGCGAAUAAGAAUGCUGGCUGAGCAGCAGGAGGUCCGCCGUAGAUUGUCAAGCAAAGCCGGACAGCCGGAGAAUUAUUCCGGGGCGGUGGGCAGGCCACACGGCGUAUGCGUAACGAGAGAACGAAACAGAAAGUGAUGCGUAAUUUGCGGGCCCAACACACAAAUUAUUCAAAUGAAAAGCAAAAAAACCGAAAACAGUGCAAGGAGGAACAACAGCGACAACAAAAUAAAAUCCACAAUCAAUUAGCAGCUCUAUAAUAAUUAAGAACCCAGAAAUAACACACAAAAAAUAUUUUAAAUAAGUUUUGAAAGCAAUGUAGGAGAAAAACCAAAUGCGAAUGCAGAACGAGAGUACAAAAUGCAGCAAGCGGCAGCCAAAUUGAGGAGGAUAAUUCAAAUCAAGUAAAACUUCAACCACAACUAGCAGAAUAAGCAGCAACCACUGAUACCCCUAUAUAUAUAUAUACCAGCAUAUAUAUAUAGCCUUUGGAAAACAACAAACAAUCUAGCUGUUAGUCGCCAUGCAUGGACAUCACAACCACAACCACAACCACAACCAACUGCAACAGCAGCAGCCACAAAAUCCGCAGGAUCAGCAGCCAGGAGCCAUCAUGAAGGCAGCCAAUCAGCCCCACCAUCCCGCCCACAGCCAUCCGCUCAAUCAUCAGCACCCACAUCCGCAGCAUCCGCAUCCGCAGCAUCCCCAUACCCAUGCCCAGCCACAUCCGCAUCCGCACCACAAGCUGUCGGCGAGGAGGGCGCGCAGUCGCAGUCGAAGUCGCAGUCCCACGCCGGACGGCAACCAGGAUUAUGAUGUGACCAGGAUGCGGGAGGAGGACUUCGAGCGACUGGCCGUCUACCUGGUGCCGGAUGUCCAGGCGGAGCGGGGACUGCCCAAUCGGGCGGACAAAACGCUGCCGCGCAGCCUGACACUCAAGUCAUCCAUGGUCUACUCAACGCCAAAUGUUAAGACUGAAGGAGUUUGGAGCAGCGGGGUCAUCCCACGUGGCACUCGCUUCGGCCCAUUCGAAGGCAUUCCAACCUCAAACUAUCCCAAUGAUAAGAAUAAGGCGCGCUAUUUCUGGCGGGUGCAGGGAACACGCCACAUAACCUACGGGAAUAUUAAGAUCUUCAAGGACGAUGACUACUAUUAUCUGGAUGGUUCGGAUCGUUCGCAGUCGAACUGGAUGCGCUACGUGGCCUCCGCGUACAGCUUGUCCGUGAUGAACCUGGUGGCCUGCCAGCACCAGGAGAACAUCUACUUCUACACCACCCGCGACAUCCUGCCCAACGAGGAGCUGAUGGUGUGGUACUGCAAGGACUUCGCCAGUCGCUUGGGCUACGAUGUGGAUCCCGAGACGACGAUCUUCGGCGCCUGCAAGCAGGCGGUGGAAGCCGAGGAGGAGGCGGACGAGGAGGAGGAGGAGGCGGCGGAGGGGGAGGCGGGCAAGCCGCGAUACUCGAUGCCAGCUCCCGAAAUUCCCGCCGAUGUGGCCGUGAGUCACAUCACCUACGUGAUGGGUCUCCAUUUGCCGGUGGGUGCGGGCAAUGUUCCCACAAAUGGGAGCAAUGGUUCCGCCGCUUCCGUUUCCGGUGCCACGCCCCCGCCCCCAAGUGCCACGCAGUGCUGCCGCCGUUCCAGUCCACCCGCCCACGUAAGCACCACCUCCUCCUGCAGCUCCCACCAUCCGCACAUCCAGCACGGACGACAUGCGUCUGUGAUCAUUGGCCAGGAUCGAUCGCCGUUGGCCAGCAGCGACAAGGAUACGGCGGGAUCGCCGCUGUCCGGCUUGGACCACCAGAUGACCCCGCAGGAUGGCAGCGUGAGAUCGGUGCGAUCGGACGAGGGCUACCACAGCAACGAGUGCCACGAGGAUGGACUCACGCCGCCCGAGGAUUCCAGCGACAGCGAGAGCGAGCACAACUAUGUCCUCGAUUGUUCCAAGAAGGCGAUUGCUCCGAAGGAGACGGUGAUUGCCCAGGCCCAGAAGCCGAGCAGUUCGCCACCCGCGGUGGUGAUGGCCAACACAACGAGCAGCGUGAUGAGCAGUCCGCCGAGUGCCACGCCCAUUUGCGAGACGGACAAGAACGAGUACAGGAAGUUCAAGGUGAAGAUGCCGCUAAAGUACGAGUUCAAGAACAAGAGCUGCGUGAAACAGGAGCCGAGCCUGAAGGAGGUGGACCAGGAGAUGUCCCUGCCGCCGGAGGAGGAGGAGGACCAAGCGAUGCACCCCGAACCCGACUCCAUCUGCCCCUCGACCACCACCCACCUGGGCGACGAGCACAUGCUGAUGAUGGAGAGGGAAAGGGAGCGGGAGAGGAUCCAGGAGAGGGAGCAGGCCAACCAGCAGCCCGCAUCCUCCACGGUCAUUGUACUGGAACACAAUUCCGGAGGUCAGGCACGAACGAUUGUCCCACUGAGUAAACCCUACUACGAACCAGAUCCACCAGGGGAGCGCUACAUGCGCUUCGGCCAGCCAUCCUCGAGCAUCCUGGAGACGAUCCUGACCAGCCAGCAUCGCCUGGAGGCGGCAGCUGCGGCGGCGAAUGCCUGUCGCCAGGCGAAUGCGGCCACUCCGCCACCGACUUCGCCCACGGAGAUGGCCUACAGCUACAAGAAAUCGCAGCGAUACGGGAAUGCCGUGAGUCCCGACAGCAGUUCCAAUCUGGGACAGAAUCCCGAGCAGCUCAACUCAUCCGCCGUGGUGGUUGGCGAACAGGAAAUGUCGAGGACAACCUUGAUCAAGGGAGAAUGCUCGCCACCGCCGCCGAGUCACCAUCACCACAAUGUGAUCUUCUCGCCCUCGAGGCAUGCGGCCUACUUGGGAGCUGGCGAGGCGGGUGGUCACUCCCCGAGUCCCGGUUACCCAGGCUAUCCGCAUUACGGAGCAGCGGCCACCUCCACCUUCCACUCACCGCCACACAGCUCCCAUUCCCCCUUCGACCGGCAGUCGAAUGCCUCGAGCGGAGCGGGUUCCGCCUCCAAUUUGCAUUUGCUGCAGACCAGCACCCAGAUGUUGAACCAUCCGCUGAUGCAGCCGCUCACUCCCCUGCAGCGUUUGUCCCCCCUGAGGAUCUCGCCACCCAGCAGCCUGAGUCCCGAUGGCAACUCGUGUCCCCGAAGUGGCAGUCCACUGAGUCCCAACUCCUUGGCUUCCCGAGGCUACCGAUCGCUGCCGUAUCCACUCAAAAAGAAAGAUGGCAAGAUGCACUACGAGUGUAAUGUGUGUUGCAAGACCUUCGGGCAGCUGAGCAACCUGAAGGUGCACCUGCGAACCCAUUCCGGGGAAAGGCCCUUUAAGUGCAACGUGUGCACGAAGAGCUUCACCCAGUUGGCGCACCUGCAGAAGCAUCACUUGGUGCACACCGGCGAGAAGCCGCAUCAGUGUGACAUCUGCAAGAAGCGAUUCUCGAGCACCUCCAAUCUGAAGACGCACCUGAGGCUGCACAGCGGUCAGAAGCCGUAUGCCUGUGACCUUUGCCCCCAGAAGUUCACGCAGUUCGUGCAUCUGAAGUUGCACAAGCGACUGCACACGAAUGACAGGCCGUAUGUGUGUCAGGGUUGCGAUAAGAAGUACAUCAGUGCUUCGGGAUUGAGGACCCACUGGAAGACCACCAGCUGCAAGCCCAACAAUCUGGAGGAGGAACUGGCCAUGGCAGCAGCGGCAACUUCCGAGUGUUUGGAUAAAGACCAUCCCGAACCCGACUCGCGGGAAGCCUACGAGCAGUUGACCCAGCACAUGCAUCCCGCUGUUCAUCCGGGAUUGAGGCACCUCUCGAACGGUGGCCAAUCACCACCGCGUUUGAUACCCCUGGGCAACCACUUGCCGCCACAACAGCAGCAGCCACAUCAGCAGCAGCAGCCACACCAGCAGCAGGGCGUGCCACCGCCCCACUUGCUGAUGGCCCAGCAUUCGGUGGGGCCGGCUCCGAUGCUGCUGACCACCGCCAGCCAGUUGCCACCACCGCCGCCGCACCACCAGCAGCCGUCGCCCAACCGCCUGCUGCAACACGGCCACCCGCAUUCGCUGCAGCAGAUGCAACAGCAGCAGCAACAGCAACAGCAGCAGCAGCAACACUCGCCCAAGGGACUCAAAUCCCUGCCAGAAUCGGGAGUGUAUCUGCAUGGGCAGCAUGUUCAGGCGCAGGAGAGCCGACCGUCGGUCAUCGAGUCCUCCAACCAGCCCAUGAUCAUCGAGUGCACGUAGAACCCAAGCAGGAUAUGGGAUAUGAAGUAAAAAGGAGGAGGAGCAGCUGCAGACCAGAGGAAGUGAUGGAAUCCAAGUGCAAUAAAAUCAAAUAGAGUUAAGAACAGACAGGCAGACGACAGACAGACGAUACCCUUAAAAAAAAAAAAAAACAGAAAACACACGCAGCACAAGUAAACGUAACGGUAUUAUUAUAUAGUUGUAUAUAGUUGAAGAUUACCCCUUAAAAUUUUUGAUCCUUCCCCGCCCCCCCUUGAAAAUUGAAAAUUGAAAACUCAUUUUCGCGCUAUGAAAACUAGAUCUCACCAAUCGGCAAACCCAUGAAUUCUUCUUCUCAUCAUUAUCAGCAUGGCAGGAGAGCACUAAAGGCAUAUUAUUUUUGAUAAAUAUUUUAUAUAUAUACACACACACAGCGUACAUAUAAAGGACGAUGAAAAUUGGCUAGCAGAAAGCGAUUGUUAAUGGGAGAAUAAAUGGAGCCGGCAGCAGAAGAGAAUUUUUGCGGAAAAACUGAGAACUGAGAACGAGAGAAAAUGCAUUUAGAACUUUGACUUUCGAUGAUUUUCCAGUUGUGUUUUGUUCUCUCAUCCUCUCUGUUUGUUUGUUUGUUUGUUUGUUUGUUGAGGCGCGCACCUUUAGACGUAGAUUACACAGUUAGCAGUUAAAGGAUAAAUAAGGAUACAUUUACACAUACAUACAAUACAUAGAUUCAAGUUGCCUUAUUUGAAUUUCGUUAGCACUGAAAUCCCGCGGAAAAAAAAAACAAAAAGUAACCGAAAACAUUUGCUUAGAGUCGAUCAUCUCUGUACAAUAAGAACAGAACACGUGGAAAGCUUAUAUACGUAUUUUAUAUAUGAAUAUAUCAUUAUUAUACAUACGGAUAUAUAUAUAUUUAUAUGUAUUUUAUUAAAUAUACACAACCGGAACAGCAGCAACAAACAAAUGAUAGCAAAACUGUACAUAGGAGGAAACCUUAUUUCGGCAUCUGUUGAACUAGUAUCGCCUAGCUAUAUAUAAUUACGUAGACCUAUAGGGAUUACCAUUACCAUUAUCAUUAUUAUGAUUACUAUGAUUAUUACGGAGAAAAACAUAUAAAAACUAAGCAACAAACGAAAAAAAAAACGUAAAGAAAACUUAGCUGAAAAAUCGGUGCUUUUGACUGUUUCCAUUUGUCCACAUUUACAUUUACGAUUGUAUUUGUAUUUUGAAACACAUGAAUUAUAUUGUAAACCACACUAAAUAUAUAUAAAAUAUAUAUACACGUUAGUCUAACACUCUAGGAUAUUUCCCCAACUACUUUUGCGCCUUAAUCAUUCAACUCCUUCCUCCAACUCCUUUAACCACAAACAAAAAAAAAACCGAAUCCAAAAAAUUUGCUCGUAUUGUACUUUACCAAAAUUACGCUCUCAAUUAGUCUUCGUUUUCGUCUGAAUAUUAUAUAUUGAAAUCUUUAGCUAAACUUAAGCUUAUAAUCUUAAUGAGGCUGACUAGCUUUAAGUAUACAUACAUAAAUCUAUUUAGCAUAUUAGCAUAUUAAUAAAAUAGUUUCUAAGGUCUGUAUAUUAAAGGCUGGGCCCAGAGCUCGGCUUCGAUCUGUAA
Molecule: messenger RNA, 7917 nt
Organism: Drosophila ficusphila
Lineage: Eukaryota; Metazoa; Arthropoda; Insecta; Diptera; Drosophilidae
Gene: Blimp-1
Exons: 8
Coding region: 2632-6318 (1228 amino acids)
Biological process (GO): regulation of transcription by RNA polymerase II; cell fate commitment
Cellular component (GO): nucleus; cytoplasm
Molecular function (GO): histone deacetylase binding; RNA polymerase II cis-regulatory region sequence-specific DNA binding; DNA-binding transcription repressor activity, RNA polymerase II-specific
Source: RefSeq, a predicted model, not a curated record